Molecule: messenger RNA, 480 nt
Organism: Prosopis cineraria
Lineage: Eukaryota; Viridiplantae; Streptophyta; Magnoliopsida; Fabales; Fabaceae
Product: pathogenesis-related protein 1C-like
Exons: 1
Coding region: 1-480 (159 amino acids)
Cellular component (GO): extracellular region
Source: RefSeq, a predicted model, not a curated record
AUGGAGCUAUCUUCCAGGCUUUUAUUUUCUCUCUUCUUCUUUAUCUUUGCCCUUAUGGCCUCAGCUCAAGAUUCACCACAAGACUAUGUGAAUGCCCACAACGCAGCAAGAUCACAAGUGGGUGUUCCAAACAUAGCUUGGGACAAUACAGUUGCUUCCUAUGCACAGAACUAUGCCAACCAACACAAGGCUGAUUGCCAGCUGCUUCAUUCCAAUGGCCAGUAUGGGGAGAACCUUGCAUGGAGCUCCGAUGACAUGAGCGGCGCGGAUGCCGUGAAGAUGUGGGUGGCCGAGAAGGCAGAUUAUCACUAUGACAGCAAUACAUGUGAUUCAGGUCAGAUGUGUGGACACUAUACUCAGGUGGUGUGGAAGAGCUCGAUUCGUGUUGGGUGUGCUAAAGUGAGGUGUGACAAUGGAGGCAUUUUUAUUACUUGCAACUAUGAUCCUCGUGGCAACAUCAUCGGACAAAAACCUUACUAG